This is a messenger RNA of Drosophila gunungcola (fruit fly), 1982 nucleotides long. It is a transcript of the gene S2P, whose product is annotated as membrane-bound transcription factor site-2 protease. The record is from RefSeq and is a predicted model, not a curated record. Gene Ontology annotation, cellular component: membrane; cytoplasm. The transcript has 3 exons. Gene Ontology annotation, biological process: membrane protein intracellular domain proteolysis; regulation of response to endoplasmic reticulum stress. The coding region runs from base 236 to 1765 and encodes 509 amino acids. Lineage: Eukaryota; Metazoa; Arthropoda; Insecta; Diptera; Drosophilidae. Gene Ontology annotation, molecular function: metalloendopeptidase activity; protein binding.
CAGGUUAAUUUGCGGACACGAUUUUCAGACGUGAUUAAUGCUUAUUUCUGGUCUGGGCUUUCACGAACUUCCAGUGUUUGGAGUUGGAACCGAAGGACUACGAUUCUGGGGAGGAUUCUGUGCCGGAAAAGGAGCACGAGCAGCGGCAGGCGGUGGUCCUGCAAUCCGUAGAUCUCUCCAAUCCACCUGACUUAACAUCCUUAAACUCCGAUGAACUCUUAACCGCGCACAAAUCAUGGAUCCCUUGGUGUUCUUCAUAGUGCUGGCUUCGAUCUAUGGCGUUCUGUACUUCUUUGACCGGUUCUUUAAGAGCUGCAUGCACUACCCAUACGAUGCCUUCCUCAAGAACACCGGACUGAGUGUGAACUUCAUGAGCCUUCACUGGCACACGAGUGCCUUCAACAGGACCCUUCUGCGCUGGGGAUCCGCCGGGAACAGCUGCACCCGCCGAGUAAUGCUCACCAGCUUUAAUGUCGGUGUCCUGGUCACCUUUUCACUGCUCCCUAUUGGUCUCAUCUUGCUCAUCGCCACCAUCUUUAGCAGUGGCGAGCAGGACACCUCAUCUGCGUCCUCAUCCUCGCCGGUUGGAGUGCCUGUUCAGCUGGAGAUCCUGCUGCCGGGCGUAAACCUGCCGCUCGAGGAGAUCGGGUACUACAUCACCACACUGGUGCUGUGUCUGGUGGUCCACGAAAUGGGACACGCUCUGGCCGCCGUCAUGGAAGAUGUGCCCGUCACUGGGUUUGGGAUUAAGUUUAUCUUCUGCCUGCCACUGGCGUACACAGAGCUCUCCCACGACCACCUGAACAGCCUGCGUUGGUUCCGCAAGCUGCGAGUGCUGUGCGCCGGCAUCUGGCACAACUUUGUGUUCGCCGGCGUGUGCUACCUCCUAAUCUCAACGGUGGGCAUCACCAUGUCGCCGCUAUACGCCUACAAUCAGCACGUGGUGGUCACCGAAUUGACCAGGAAAUCGCCGCUGCGCGGAGAACGUGGCCUGCAGGUGGACAACCAGAUCACCCAGGUGAAUGGCUGUCCGGUGGACAGCGAGGAGAGUUGGGUGGCCUGCCUGCAGAGCUCACUUAAACUCAAGCCGGGCUACUGUGUGAGUGCGGACUUUGUGCAGCUCAAUGACGAGAGCAGCGCAAUCUCGCAUCACAGUAUCGAUGGCCAGCUCCAGUGCUGCGAUGAGCUGAAUCCGAAUGUGAGCUGCUUCGAGGUGGUGGAGGAUGUCAAUGGAGAUGUGCCCGUGGAGCUGCCGCAGCACGUGUGCCUGAAUGUGCGCCGCACCCUGGAGGAGGUUACCGAGCACUGUUCUUCGGGAAUUUGCAACGAGGGCUUCUGCCUGCGCCCGCUGAUACGGAACAUCACUGCCAUAAUGACGUUCAAGCGGCAGAAUUCGCGCGGAGAGAAGCUGCCACCAGUGAUCUAUGUGGGUCAUCCGUGGGAUGUCACGCGAACGGUGGAGGUUUCGGCCUUUGUGCCCAGGUAUUCCUUCCUGAAGGCCGCCUGGCCGGAUGCCUGGCUGCUACUCCUCAAGUACAAUGUGGUCUUCAGCAUAGGAUUGGCCCUGAUCAAUGCCAUACCCUGCUUCGGCUUCGAUGGCGCCCACAUAACGAGCACCGUGAUACACAGCUUCCUGGUGGGCCGUGUGGAUCAGCAUGCCAAGAGGGAUCUCAUUUCGGUGAUAAUCACGAGCGUGGGCUCCCUGCUCUUUGGAUUGGCCCUGCUCAAGGUGGCUUGGUUGAGCUUUCUGCGACCCCUGCUUUAGGAACUGAUACUGAUAACUGAUAGGAUGGAACCAGGGAGUCCAACUCCCUCCAAAGACGCUAGACUGCUAAUUCACCUCCACGAAGCACACACGAAACACACACAGCGAAUUGUAGCACCUCAAAGAUUCGAUAGCUUUUGUCAUAGUCCUUAGUCUUAAUUCGUAUUUAUUUUCGUACGGUUGUCGAGCUCAAAAAUAUAAAACCAAAUUAAGCAAA